UAAAGACACAGGCGGUGCCCUAAAAUCGCUAUUUCUGUACCUCUUUGAAAGGGUUGAUGAGCACAGUAGCAUAAAUGGCGUACGGAAGUAGCAGUAACGGUGAUGAAUUACCACAACGAAAUGGCAGUUACACUUCUUCGUACAUGAUUUCAACCGACAAUGGCAACAGUUUCGACGAACCAUACUCUGACAACGUUGACGAACGAAUCCACAGCCUGCGCAAAUCGAUUCGAGAGCAAACCAUUCUACUUUCAGUUCUAGACAGCAAUGCCAGGGUCGAUGACCGUGGUGGCGACACCAUUGACGACCUGAAAACAAAAAUACGUAGAGUUUGUAAAGAAUUCAAAACGGCUCGGUCGUCUAGUAAUCAGCAACAAGCGUGGAUUCGAUACGAGCUCAAUAUGCGACGACUGCAAGACCUGACUGAUGAAGGGCGCGCGCUGAAAAAGGAAAUCGAUUAUUUGGUUGACACAGGCUUACAAAACGUACAAGCCGAGCUCGUUGUUGAAACUGAUCGUCUCGCGAGACUGGAACUUGAACUGGCCCGGAUCAGGAACUCGGAUGGUGACCCUGUCCGUGCAAAGGCACAUGCCAUGAUUGCUUCCAAACUGAAUGCGCCCCUGGCAAACGAUGUGAAUAACGCACAAUUGGAAGGCAACGCUCAGGAACGCAGGCAGCAUAUAGAUAAUAUCACCCAUGGCAUUGAACGACUACAGCAAGAUGCACGACAAGUACUACAACUCGAUUUGCCAGUCAUGGAUACGUACCUGGACCUAAACCGGAAGCAGAACCGCGACCGUCAAAUGUUUGAAAAGGGGUUGUUCGUUUCUGAACAACUCGCUCGAUUUAUUGAUACGGUCGAAAGCGAUACCAGCAAUAACACCAAUAGUGAUUCAGCUAUGUUAGCAACAUCACCACUCAGCUAUCACCAACCGAAACCUAAAUCUGCGCCUACAAUUGUCGGUGUGGACGAAGAUUACAUUUCGUACAACCCUUCAGCACAUCCUCCCCCGGUCCCAACAACUCAACGGCCAGGGUCGCCCCGCUCAGCCGUCGAUAUCAAGGCAGAGGCUCAACGACGGAUAGAGCAACGACGACUCUUGUUUGUCAACAAAUACAACCAGCAACGAUCAAGCGAAAAUCUGAGACGCUCUUCGACAAAGUCUGACGAUUCCAAUAUCAGCCAAGACGAAAAGGCGGCUCAAGAACGAUUACGUAAAGCUGAAACAGAGGCGAGGGAACGGUUGCAGAAUGCACGAGAGCAGCGUGCCAAAGCACGGCAAGAGAUAGAAGAAAAGCGAAAACAGGAAGCCGCUGCACGAGAAAGCAGACAGCGCGAGCAAGAGCAACAACGUCAAUGGGAAGAAGAGCAGAUGCGAAAAGAGCAAGAGGCCCGGGCGAAAAAACGGAGGAAAGAAGAGGCAGAGGCUUUGGAACGCCGAAGAAAAGAAAUCGAGGAACAUGAAAGGCGCGAACGCGAAGUAGCGCUCAAGCGAGAAGAGGAAGAAAAGGCAGCUGAAGAAGCACGUUUGCAAAGGAUAAGGCAGGCAGCAGAACGUGCGGCUAGAGAAAAACGGCUUCGUCAAGAAGAGGUUGAACGAAAGGAACGUGAACGAGAAGCCGCUAGGACUGAGGCUGAAAAUCGUCGUCGUGAAUGGCUCGAAACUGAAGAGAACCGCCGAAAACAAAAAGAAGCUGCCAAACGAGAACAAGAAGAGCGAGAACAAAAGGAAAAAGAGGAGGAAGAGCGACGGAAGCAACAAGUAGUUGAGGAGCAGCGUCGUAAACAGCAAGAAGAAGAGGCUAUAGCGGCAGCGGCUGCACAGGCAGAGGCAGAGGCAAAAGCUAAAGCAGAGGCAGAAGCAGCAAUGCAAAUUGAACCACCACAAGUUACUGCGCAACAAACUGCAGGAACCAGUGGAUAUGGCGUGGACAUUGAAGACGAAGUCGAUUUCAGCACCAUUUACAGGGUCAAAUCAUUGUAUGAGUAUCGCGGUGCUCGUAGUGACGAUUUGUCGUUCGGUGAAGAUGAAAUUAUCAAGGCUCAUCCACACAAGGAAAGUCAAAGCGAUUGGUGGUAUGGAACGUCCCUGUCAACCAAGCAGGUUGGCUUUUUCCCCAGGGCUUAUGUGGAAAUCGUUGAAGAAGCUUUCCGUGUCCGUGCAUUGUAUGAGUUUGUAAAAACUCGAGAAGAUGAUCUGGCGUUUGCCGAAAAUGAAAUUAUUGUGGUUCAGCCGUUCCAAGAUGAUGGUAGUGAUUGGUGGUAUGGAACAAGCGAGGAUAGCGGUAAUGCCGGCUACUUUCCAAAAUCCUAUGUUGAUAUUAUCAAUCCAGGAGUACCAUCCAUACAGUUGUCUGAAGCAGCUGCUGUUACCAGCCCGGUAACUUCACAGCCAACUGAUGUACAAGACGAACCACAGCGUGGCAUGUCAGCGCCAAACACACCAAUCAUGAAGAAAGAAACAUUGACUGUCAGUCGAACAGAGACUGGCAGACGACGAAGAGCUACCAGUAACGUUGGUAUUCCUGGCAGUAACGAUGUGCCUAUUGGCAGAGCCCGUGCCAUGUCUGUCCCAACGUCGCGACCCACGAGCCCCGGACUACUGACUUGGGCAAGCACAAUGGAGAAAACGGAACUUGAAGCAAUCCCAGCAGAAGAGCGCAAGCGUCAAGAGACGAUAUUCGAGCUAAUAGCCACAGAAAAAACUUAUCUACGAGAUCUUCAACUUGUCGUCAGCGUGUUUUAUGCAGAUUCAGGCAAAUACUUGACGCGAGAUGAGCAAGACGUGGUUUUCUCAAACAUUGACGAGCUGUUACUAUGCAACACGGCACUGUUAAGCGAUCUAGAAUCUAGGCAACAGGAAUCUGCCGGCGUGAUUUCUAAUAUUGGCGACGUUUUUCUUAAGCAUGCCGAAAAUCUCAAUUGUUAUUCCACAUAUUGUCGAAACCAAUCGUUUGCAAGCAGGUUCUUGCAGGAUAAGAGGCAGCAGGAUCAGUGGUUCGACGUGUUCCUAAAGACGGCACAAUCUCGACCGGAAUGUCGCUCCUUGGAUUUAUCCCAUUUUCUUCUGGAGCCCAUGCAACGUAUAACCCGAUACCCACUAUUACUUCAAAAUAUCCUUCAAGCUACACCGAAAAGACACCCAGACUAUGGUGUAUUACGAUCUGCGCUUUUCAAAGCCGAAGCGAUCUUACAACAUGUAAACGAGGAAACGAGGCGAUAUGAAAAUUCGCAGAAGAUGCGAGAGCUCAGUCGUUUACUUGACAUGGAACACUAUGGUCGAUUGGAUGUUUCUUCGCGAGAAUUUGUCAUGGAAGGUGUUUUGUACAAGGCAAAGAGUGGUCGAAAGCUCCACGGAUACUUAUUCAAUGAUAUCUUGAUUCUCACCGAGCCGUUGAAAGCUCUUAGUUCAGAAGGGUACCUCUAUCGACUCUACAAAGAGCCGAUGAGUGUUGACAUGAUUACCGUACGGCAGCAACACCAAAACCUGUCGUUAAAAGCCUCAUUCACUAGUAGCACUAGUAGCAGCUCGACAGACGAUAAUGCGUUCCAAAUCGUUUAUGGAUCGCAUGUUAUUGGCGUGAAAGCAUCGUCCGCUAGCCAGAAACGACAAUGGAUAAGCCAAAUCCAGCAUUUCAGUGCUCUGCAAUCAACAAUACAACGACAACAAAGUACAUUUUACUAGAAAAUGUGUUUUAGAUACCACAAACGUUGUUCAUUAAACUUAAUUAUGC
Zychaea mexicana is the source of this 3735-nucleotide messenger RNA. RefSeq lists its product as uncharacterized. The record is from RefSeq and is a predicted model, not a curated record. Lineage: Eukaryota; Fungi; Mucoromycota; Mucoromycetes; Mucorales; Lichtheimiaceae. Gene Ontology annotation, molecular function: protein binding; guanyl-nucleotide exchange factor activity. The coding region runs from base 75 to 3686 and encodes 1203 amino acids. The transcript is spliced from 11 exons. Gene Ontology annotation, biological process: intracellular signal transduction; positive regulation of Rho protein signal transduction.